Molecule: messenger RNA, 489 nt
Organism: Scaptodrosophila lebanonensis
Lineage: Eukaryota; Metazoa; Arthropoda; Insecta; Diptera; Drosophilidae
Product: male-specific sperm protein Mst84Db
Exons: 2
Coding region: 192-362 (56 amino acids)
Source: RefSeq, a predicted model, not a curated record
UUACUCAAAAUUCAAACUUUCAACAUCGGCAACAAAGAAAUAGUUUUUUGUUACAACAUUCAGCUUGUCCUUUUUCCGUAAUCAAGCCAAGCGGUCCAUGUGGCUUUUUUAGAAGGAAAACAGGAUAAUACCUAUUGCUGUGUAGUCGCAGGUCAUUUUUCUACCAAUUUUAGAUUCAAUUUCAAUCUAAAAUGUGUGGAGGUCCGUGCGGUUGUUGCCCCGAGUGUGGACCGCCAUGCGGCGGACCCUGCUGCAAGGGCUGCUGCGUCGAGCUCUGCUGUACACCCUGCACCCCGGCCUACCUUCAGUGCUCCUUCUCAUGCUGCGGCCCGUGCUGUGGACCUUGUGGUCCGUGCUGUUAGACACAGGUUGCCAUGAGGACUGGUGUGAGGUCUUGCACGCUGAUUUGCUGUGCACACAGAUCUAGCAAUGAUAGGAUAACGAUAAAAAGCGAAAUAUCAAGGAAAUAUAGGCAACAAAAUAUAAUAA